Molecule: messenger RNA, 739 nt
Organism: Sardina pilchardus (European sardine)
Lineage: Eukaryota; Metazoa; Chordata; Actinopteri; Clupeiformes; Clupeidae
Product: trypsin inhibitor ClTI-1-like
Exons: 4
Coding region: 110-355 (81 amino acids)
Molecular function (GO): protein binding; serine-type endopeptidase inhibitor activity
Source: RefSeq, a predicted model, not a curated record
CUUGAUGUAGCCAGACCAGUGCAUCUCUGAGCAAUUUUCAGAGGGUAGGCUAUACUGAAGUUCAUUCACCGUUCUGCCUACCUGAAUACAUCAGGACUGUGAAGUUUGAAUGAAGCCAACCAUGGCGAGGAUUGUCAUUGUGAUGUUUGGUUUGAUCGCUCUUGCAACAGCGGCAUAUAUUCCAGAUGGCGCAGCAGAGGUCGACUGUACACAGUACUAUCUCCCAAUUUGCACCCGCGAGUAUGAUCCUCUUUGUGGAACGAACGGCGUGGAGUAUUCCAACGAGUGCAUGCUGUGUCUCCACAACUUCGAGGCGAAGGAGAACAUCUUCGUAAACAAAAAGGGUCCGUGUUAAAUCCAAGGUCAACGACCUCAUCACAUGUCCUACAUGUCAACGUCAAGUCUUCCCUGAGGUGUACUGGUGGUUCACGUGGGGAAGCUCAUGUUAAAACAUGUUAACUAAAGAACUAUCUACCUUUCUACUGCACGCCCACUAACUGUUGACUAUUUUCCAUGGAAUCCAUGGAAUCAAUUUCCAUUAAAGACAUGUAUUUAACCUUUUAAUUUUGUGAUUUUAGUGUGGAAAACCAGAUUGACGUUUUCACUGCGCUUUAACACGUGUGAAGAUUGCCCAGACUUGCUUAGUAGGCUAGACCAAAUGGAAUAUGUUUACAAUUCUUUUAAGUACUGUUUCGUACUUCUGUAUACCCCUUUUUAAAAAUAAAAAAGUUAAACCCUC